Messenger RNA from Pseudozyma flocculosa PF-1, 2025 nucleotides. RefSeq lists its product as uncharacterized. Lineage: Eukaryota; Fungi; Basidiomycota; Ustilaginomycetes; Ustilaginales; Ustilaginaceae. The coding region runs from base 1 to 2025 and encodes 674 amino acids. The record is from RefSeq and is a predicted model, not a curated record. The transcript has a single exon.
AUGAGCUACACGUCGUUCGACGACGCCAUCGACGACGGCGUCGAGAGCGAGGAAAAGGGCGAGCGCCACCAGUUUGGCCCAAAGGCGCACCGCUUCUUCCAGCAGGCCUACCGCCUCUACUCGCGCGCCGCUCAGCUGCGUCCGAGCUCGCCAGACGCCCUCUACAAUGCCGCGCGCGUGCAGUACCUCCUCGCAACCCAGUUCUGCCUCCCGCCCGAAUCCAUCGCCUGCCUCGCCGACUCGGUGUUUCUCUUCAAAGCCGCCCUCAACCUCGCACCUUUGCCCGCACAGCAGGGAGACGAGCACCAACAGGCCUCGCUGCCGUCGCCCUUUUCCCUCGACGUCGUCAGCAACCUGGCCACGUCGCUGCAGAGCCUGGGCGAGCUGGUCGACGAGGUCGGCUGGCUGGACCAGAUCAAGUCGGCAGAGAGGCUCGCAUCCAUCGCCGACUACUCCGCCUUCGACGCCGCCCCCAGCGAUACCGUCGACCCGCGCUUCCCCACAUCCGGCAAGCUGCUGCAGGAGGCCAUCGGCUUCUUCCGCCAGGCGUCGCUUGGGCAGGAGCAGGUGCUGCUCGACCAGGCAAGCGAACCGCAGCACGACGGCCAAAGUCAAGCAGUGGAACCGUCGGAACUCGCCAUUGCGACGCCAGACGACGAUUCGGACAUGGCCGACGACGAUGCGUCGGCCCCAGCAUCGACGCUCGACGAGGUCGGAUACACGUCUUCGCUCGUCACCGUCGACACGUACGUCGACACGCUCAUCUCGCUGCACGCCUGCCUGGUGACGCUGCUCGCAUCGUGCGAGACGGUCGCGCACGCCCAGAUCUGCACCGCCAACGCCAUGGAAGCCCUCGACCGCGCGGCUGCCGCCCUGGACCCGAGCGCAAACUCUCGACUGCCGCCGCUCGACGAGACGGAGAGGGAGACCAAGGCGUUGGAGCUGCAACGCGCCCGGCUCAGCCUGCGCAUCGCACACGUCACGCGCAUUGCGGAUCUGACGCCGGCGACGUUCCCGAGCACCUCCGAGGAAGCCGACGAGGUCGAGCAGCUGGAGCAGACGCUGCUCGAAUGGUCCGGCAACGUCCUCGCCCCUCCGUCGUCGUCGUCGUCGGCGGGAGCGACGGGAGCGACAGCAGCGGAUACAGCGACGCUGUGCGAGCUGGGCGACGGCGCCCUCUCGCUGACCCGGCUCCGUCUCCGUGUCCUUCGUCGCGCCUCAGCUUCAGCCUCGGGCGUCGGCGUCGAGGACGGAAAGGCGGGCAUCGCAUCGAUCGAGUGCGCCUGGACGCUGGGCACGACGACGUCGCGGCUCUUCAACGCGGCGCUCUCGACGCUCUCGCCCACGUCUGCCGGCGGUGGCGGUGGCGGGGCGACGCAGGGUGUGGCGGUGCUGGGGGCGCAGAACACGUCGACGCCCACGACGCGCCUGCGCUCCUCGAUCCUGUGCGCCCUCGCGUCGACUUCUCUCGUGCGAUCCGACGUCGUCUUCGAGUCGAGCAACCUGCCGAAUGCCGUGGGUAGCCGGGCCAAGCUGAUCGAAAACGCACGCGCCUACGCCCGUAAAGGGUGCCUUGAAAUCGGCCUGGGCUGGAUCUUCACUGCUUCCCCCACCAGCGAUGCUGCUCGCAGUGGCGGUGGAGGGACGAGGAUGCCGGUGCACCCACACAACCACGGGGGGUGGGAGACGCUGAGUCGCGAAUCCGAACUCGUCUAUACCCUCCUCCGCUCCCUCUUCUUCCGAGCGGGCAUGAGCGGGAAGGAGGAAGAGAGUCGGACCGAGAUCCGAACCCUCGCAUCGCGCCUCUCGACGCUGGCGAGUACGACCAAGGGCGAUGUCGCCUUCCAACUCGCUUUUGCCGUCCCCCAUCCGCUGCACCCACCACCCCAUACGACGACGAUGGGCAUCGAUAGGUUCCUGAGUGACCUCUGCGACGAGGAAGGUCAGUCCGCCCUUGGACCCGACGAGAUCGAGUUUUGGUCGGCUGUCAAGCAGGAGUUUUUCGGCGUCGAGCACGUCGCUUAG